AUGGAAAUUAACAGAUUCAAUGAGCAAGAAGUCUCUGAAAAAAAAGGUAGAAGUAUAGCACUCAAGGUUGAAGAAAGAAGUCAAGAAUCGGAGGAGGAAAGUGAAAAUCUUGGACCGCUUGUCGGAAAGUUCAACAAAUUUCUCAAGAAAAAGAUUCAAGACAAAGAAAAACACAAAAGUCAAAAGCAGCUUGUAAUUCCCAAAUUCAUAAGGUUUGCUUGGCUAGAUGAAGAAGGAUUCACUUCGUUAAGAAGGAAACCGAAGAAUAAAAAACUCGAAGAAUUUUCUCGGAAUAUACUCGGCAACAUUCAACCGGAUUUGGUUGAUGCUGGAAUGUCUGAGGAUGAGGAAGACAAUGAUGAAGAAGAUGAGCAAGGUCAAAUUCCUUCCUCUCCAGUUGCUGCAGAGGUUCCCGAAUCUACCAGUGGUCAAGCUUCAUAUGAAAAUAUGGAGAUCAUUCCCUACAUGGAGCAGCCUGACCGAAGUUUUGAAAACCUUCACUUCCACCACCACGAGGUGUUUUGGCAGCCUCUACCGCCAACCCACACCGCGAGCCAACUUGCCCGUGAAGAUUUCAUUUACCAAUUUGGGUUGAAGCACCUUUGGAUUGUUGCUUGCGAGUGUGGGUGA
This is a messenger RNA of Sphenostylis stenocarpa, 630 nucleotides long. NCBI's taxonomy places the organism in Eukaryota, Viridiplantae, Streptophyta, Magnoliopsida, Fabales, Fabaceae. The record is from the annotation of a GenBank genome assembly.